Molecule: messenger RNA, 6069 nt
Organism: Priapulus caudatus
Lineage: Eukaryota; Metazoa; Priapulida; Priapulimorpha; Priapulimorphida; Priapulidae
Product: WD repeat-containing protein 81-like
Exons: 23
Coding region: 175-5652 (1825 amino acids)
Biological process (GO): aggrephagy
Cellular component (GO): mitochondrion
Molecular function (GO): protein binding; phosphatidylinositol 3-kinase regulator activity
Source: RefSeq, a predicted model, not a curated record
CAGUUAAACAUUUGCGCAUCAAUCCUUGAUAUAACUAUAAGGAAAGUCUGUGCAUCAGUGGGUGAUACACAGAACUCUGUGCAUCCCCUAAAGUGGAUUUGUACCUCUUUCUUCUUCUAUAUCUAUGGUAACAGUUGAUAUUUCAGCAGUGAUAGAGACUGGAACAUAACGGUGAUGACUCGACAACUACAAGAAGUACUAACCGAGGUGCUAGGACUGAGCACUCACCAGUGCAAUAUAGGCCUACGAGAUGGAACUGAAACAGCUGUUUGCUUGGUAAACAAGCACUGGUUGGAGCAACUGAUGGCAACUGGACGAACUACUGAUAUGGCAGUCACCCCUGAGCUGUCAGACUGUUUAGUUUUCUUGCACUCCUCUCAAACUCCUGUACAUCCCUGGUGCCGAAUAACUGUUAGAUGUAUUCCAAUAACAACUGGAUUCAUUGAGAUACCCAUGAUUGACAGUGAACAUGGCGUUGAUAUACAAGACAAUCUGUAUUCUUCUGCAAUGACUUAUGUUGAUCGCAUUAACUGCAGAAACCUGUUAAUGUCAGCCAUGAAUAAAUUUAAUCAGGAUGGGAACCCUGAAAACAAAGAAUACAAGGGACAUGAGGACUAUAUCACAGAGACUCUACGGUCGCUUUAUGAUGUCACUCCUAUCGAAGGGGAUAAGCAAUCAGACUUCCAGGCUCUACAACCAGGCAAUGUUCUUCAUCCCAACUUAUUGCCGCCAUUGAUUAUUCUGAGAAGCAGAGAUUGCUUGUGUUUGGUAUACCCUUACGUAAGACUUACACUGGAGAAUGCUGUACUGUUCUCGCCAGGCCUGUUUACAUCGUCCAAUGCCAAGCCGCUCUUCGUGUCCUACCAGCUGCUGCGCCUAUUACAAGCUUGUCACCUGCGACGCAUUACUGUUGGGAAUCUCACUCUCACUGACAUCGCGAUCACCGAUGUCUACUGGAUUCACACAAACGAGGCAAAUGUCUUCAGUAUACCAAUGUUACAGCGGCCUCCAAAUGGAUCUUGUGUGCCAGACCUAAUGCAGCUGUGGGUUGAAGGACUAGUUAGUAACUAUGAUUACCUCAUGGCACUAAAUCGCCUGGCUGGUCGACGAGCGGGAGAUCCUAACCACCAUCCGAUCCUUCCUUGGGUGUCCGACUUUACUUCACCAGACUCUGGGUGGAGAGAUCUUACACGUAGCAAGUUCAGGCUUAACAAAGGUGACAGGCAGCUAGAUCUUACAUACGAAGGUUUGCAGGCCACUCAGCUUCUCCAGCGUCACACAGGGGUAGCCACCGAGGCAGAGUGUUCUACCAUGCCACACCACGUUACAGACUUCCUCUCCGACAUAACAUACUAUGUUUAUAAGGCACGUCAGACAUCCAAGGACAUCCUGUGCAAGCACGUCAGAUCAAAGUGGGUGCCUCAUGAGUAUCCAUCGAGCAUGCAGCGCAUCUGGGAGUGGACGCCCGACGAAUGCAUUCCAGAGUUCUACACGGACCCUGCGAUCUUCCACUCAGUUCAUGAUGACCUCCCUGACCUCGAGGUGCCGCUAUGGUCUGAGAGCUGUGACGUGUUCGUGCACUGGCAUCGUGCGAUGCUAGAGAGCGCCGAAGUGUCUCAAUCCCUGCAUCACUGGAUUGAUCUCACCUUUGGCUACAAGUUGGCAGGCAAGCAUGCGGUGAAGGCGAAGAAUGUGUGCAGACACCUAGCCGAGCAGCGGCACACGAUGAGCAAUCAUGGCAUCGUGCAGCUGUUCACCGAGCCACACCCCAGGAGGAGCAGCAGAACGACUGCUGCACAUUUGGUUUUACUUGAAAACAAUCUCCAGGAGUGUGCUGUCGCAGCUGCUACUGUUGUCGAUUCAAUGAACAACGAAGGUAAAUCUCCGAAUAUGUCAGAUGAACAGAAUCAGAAUGGUUGUAUAAUGUUGCCGCCUGACUAUGAGCCGCUCCGAGCACUGGAUGAGGUGGAGAGGCUGCACAAGUUUACAAGUGCCUUGGCCGGAAAAGAGAUGAGAAAGCCCGAUGAUACAGAGACUUCUUGUGAAGACCACUGCCCCCUGGUCGGUGCAGGAAGCAUGAGAGACAUACAGGUGCUUGGCUGCCUCAUUGCGGAGCUGUUUCUUGGAGCUAGGAUGAAGGCAGCUGGAACCAAGCCUACGUUAAAGAGCAGGUGUGAGCUCAUCAGGAAACUAUACAGACACGAUCGCUUCAUCAUACCCAGGUGUUUUCACAGAGCAUUGGAAACCAUACUGCAGUUGGAUACUCCGCAUGUUUCGUAUGCUCACUGCGCUGAUGAUGUGGACGAUAUGUAUGCUGCACUGUUCAUGCACAAACCAAUGACUGAGAGUGACCUACCUCCCAUGCCCGGACAGUUGCUUCACCCCCUGCUCUCACCAUUCUUAUUCCCGUCGUAUUUCACUGAAUUGUACAGCAUUGUGCAGGACUGCUGCGCAUUCGACGCCUACACCAGCAUGCUCUAUUUCCCCGUGGCCCACGUGAAAGUCUCCUGUCGUCGCCUCGGCAGACUCCUCCCACUGCUGGAUGCCGAAGGAAUCGAGCUAGUUGUCCCGUACGUGGUGCGGCUGCUCGAGCAGAGGAGCACCGCUGCGUACUGUGCAUGGUCGCUACUGAACGUGACCGGUGAGGCUCUUGGCCCUCGCGACACCGCCCGCUAUGUGAUGCGCCACCUGGUGGCACUGUAUGACAGCGACUGCGCCACGAGCAAGCACGUCAAAUUCUAUCACCGCUCGUUCCUCCUGCAGCUGAUUGUGCGGCUUGGGCUUCAGUGCUUUCUCGCCAACUUCAGCACCCUGCUCGUAGAGGCCGUCAGUGGCUAUAAAGAUUACCAGGCGCCAGAGCAGGCCGGCACACCUAUCGGAACGAUGCGUCGUUCCGUGCCUGCUCAUCUCAUGCAGUCGUCUGUGAGCAUUGUCGAGGAGGAGAGUGAUGCAAAGUAUGAGGAGGAAUAUAAGAAGAGGGCCGACGUGGUGGGGGAGAGUCCCGGCGAUGCCUCCGAGUUUGCCGAUGACGCAUCUUCUCGGCUCGACGCGCAAGAAGAGCAGCGCGCAGCAGCUGUGACGGCAGUGUCCUGCACGCACACAUCAGCUAUCCACCGCACGGCCGACACGUUCAUCGACGACAUGAUCAUCGUGUACAAUGACGCUGAUGACUGCGAGAUGGCAAACGUCGAGUGCAUCUCGAUCCAUGGCGUGCCAAACAUUGCAGCGCAAGAGCGGUCAGCUGCCAACAUCAAUCGCACAGAGUCGAUGUACAACAUUGUGUGCGAUAGUGACGAGGGACUCUGUGGCGGUGAUAGCGGCGGUGGAGGACUCGACGAGCAACUGCCUGAUGACAUCAUCUUCUCACUCGAUCCCGAUUGGCUGUCGCAUGAUAGUAUCAUGAUCGAAAAGCAAGGUGCAGAGGAACAGGGAGGAGGAGGCGGGAAACGAGAUGUGCUUCCGCUGAUUGAGGUGCUCCAGGCCAUGCCGCCGACCAAGGCGGUCAGUAGGUUCUUAUUGCCAGGUGCGGUGGAAUACAACGUAUCGGAUGCAGCCACAGAGAGCGUGCUCUGGUUGGCCCAUAGACUUGGGCCAAUGCUAACGGCUAAGUAUCUAACACGUAACCUGCUGCACAUGCUCACUCUCUGCUACAUAGGAGAAGAACAGCUACAGUUUGCAGUCGGCAAAGCUGAUGGUCUUUCCGUGAGCAGCAGGCUGGUAGUUGGAGAUGAGAAUGCAAGAAAGAUUCUGGAAUGUCUGACAAGCAUUGCUACCUUAUAUGGAGAACACAUAAUCCUGCUGCAAUAUCUACCAUAUAUUCGUGAUGUGGUGAAAGCUGGUAGUAAGCAUGUAAGCCCCAGUACUGAGGCAGCUCUCAUUGCCAGCAUGGUGAUCUUCAAACAUGCAAUUCCAUAUCUGUCUGACAUAAAAAUCAUGGACAACUUACAGGAGUUGUUUACACGAGAGAUCCUACUGCCUCUCAUCAGGAUUCUAUCAUCGAUCAACCUGAGGUUUCCCAACAGCAGUCAUGCCCGAGAGGUACUCUGCCUCAAGUUCCUAGAUGUCGUUUACAUCAUCGCUAUGCGCAUCGGUUUUGAGAUGACACGACGCUAUCUCACUGCCCUCUUACAGCGCUUCUUCCUGUCAUUCGACACCAUUCACCGAGGCAAACUGCCAGGGUGUGAGAUUGAGACGACACAUCCAGAGAGCUGUGAUGUUGGCGGGGACGAUGAACUUGAUGAGGUCAUCCUGCAGCAGAUUACCGACGUUUUCUCACCACAGAUGGCACAUACGGCAUACAUUCCUUUCUGCAGGCUCGCUGGAGGAUUGCACAUGGAGCAGAAUCUGCCCAAUGAUGAACUUAUCCGGCGUCUAUGUGAGAUGCACGAUACAAACAUGACCACAGCUGGAGAGGCAUCUGAGUUUAUGGGCAAUACUCGGUCAACUCUACCCGACAGCAUGCAUGACUCAUUCAGUUCAUCGGGACAGUUUGGAAAUGCGAGCGCAUUCGGUAAGAACGUGGCAGUGUGCGGAAACCGCAUUGACCUGCAGGAGGACAGGCAGCGAGCUAAUUCACGCCAGCAAGGUCUCACAGACAUGCCUUCUGUUGAUCAUCGUCUCCUUGUCAGCACCAGUAUGGAGAACCAGCAGAGACAUCUUAGAGGCAACUGGUUGGCCUACUGGGAGCACGAAGUUGGUCGCAGCGAGAAGGACAACCGCUUUGCAUUCAAGCAGAUCAAGCUGCAGACGUUCGUCGGGCACAGCAGCAGCGUGCGUAGCAUCGUCGCCCUCGACAACGAAAACUCGUUCCUCAGUGCAAGCAAGGACCGCACCGUCAAACUGUGGUCGCUGCGCAGCCAGGGUGACGGUAGCGCAUGCACGCCAUGUCAGUGGACCUACACAGGACACCGCAAGUCAAAGUCAGUGUUUGCAGUCGCUUUCCUUGAGUCGAUGCGACUUGCUGCUUCUUGUGACGGCAGUGUGCACAUCUGGGAUCCAUUCAUGGGUUCGUGCCUGCAGCAGUAUGACAGCGCGAUGCAUGCUCCCAUCACUGCUCUGCAUGCGAUGCCGCCACCAUCACCAACAUUCAUCGUUGGUACAACCGAUGCCACACUACGAUUCAUCGACUGCCGACAGCAGCGCUACCUGCAUGAUUACAAAGUUACCACAGUACCAGCAGGCUUUAUACGUAGCAUUGCCGUCAGCCCAAACAGUAAUUGGAUUGCAGUAGGCCUUACUUCAGGUGUCAUCUCGGUAUUAGACACACGGACAGGCAUGCUACUAGGCACCUGGAAGGGACAUGAUAGUGACAUACUGCAGGUAAAAUGCUUCAACAGUAACCACUUUGUGACGACGUCACUCGACCACCACAUGUCUCUGUGGAGCGCAGACACAUGCCUGCUUGUCAGCAUGCUGUCGGGUCAGGCUGAAGCUGUGCAUUUGCUCGGAUUUUACAAGAACGACAUGAUCUCUGGUUCAACCGACAACCGAAUCGGUGUUCACAGCAACCUGACCGGGCACGGGACAUCCUACUCCAGCGUGAGGUUGCGAUCAGACGUGUUUCGCGGAAUGCUCACCGCGAUGACAGUGCUGCCACUUAACAGGCUGUUGCUCCUGGGGGCAGACAAUGGAACUAUUCGGCUGCUGUACUGAACACGAAGUAAAAAUCAUGAAUCAUGGGGUUGAAUUCUGAGAGAUUUCAGACACUAGCGGGAUGCAGUCAUGUCAUAAUAGCUGUAGUAACUGAUCGAGUUUGUAUAAAAUUUAGAUCCUGAUUUAGCAUAUAACAUUGCAGGAUGAUAUUUAGUUUCUCACAUUCUAGUGUGCGUGCGUGUAAUUAUAUGUGGCUAUUUAAUAUUUAUUGCAUAAAAUAGUGUAUUCAGCGCCACAGCCUGCAAUCAUAUGUAAUGAAGAACAUUCAUUUAUACGUGUAAAUUCAUGCAUAAUAGAUUAAGAAAUAUAAGCCAUUCUUCUAUUUUCUAGCUUAUUAAUAUAUUAUUAGUAUGAUUCAUUAUAAUGAAAUGACCAAUAUUGAAUAAUAAAAUGUUCAGGUUGGUUAUGAUUCUGUUA